UGUUGUUGUGAGACUUUGUUGUUGUUGUGAGGUAAUACAAUGGCGAUGAUAGUGGAUGCAUUUGCUGGGAAGCUGGUGGAGAGGCUCGCAAAUAUCAUUGAAGAGAAGGCCAUCAUGGUGUUAGGAGUCAAGGAUGAGCUCCAAAGACUCCGGCGGAGGAUGGAGAGGAUCGCACUUGUGCUCAAGGAUGCCGAGAAGAAGAAGAUCCAAGACGAGACUGUCAAAGGAUGGGUCCAUGAGCUGAAAGAUUUGAUGUAUGAUGCUGAUGAUAUCAUUGAUCUUUGCAUGAUACAGGGUACUGGGAUUUUGCAAGAUGUUGAUCAUCCUUCUCAGCUGGCUGAGUCAAGCACUACCACUGCCUCAACAAGGGUAUGCUGUCACUUUCCAUUACUCUCUUGUGUGCGCAGUGUUCCAUCUCGCUAUGAGAUUGCUGAUAAAAUUAAAAGUCUUAAUGAUAAGCUAGAAGAGAUAUCUGUGGACAAGAAUAAGUUUAAUUUCAUAACUUCUUCUAACUCAAGUGAUGCAUAUGCUAUGAAUGAAGCUUCUUAUCGGCAAAGUUCCUCCUUACCUGAACCUGAUAUUGUGGGUUGGGAUAUCAAAGAUGCUACUAAGAGUCUUGUUGAAUUAUUGGUCUCUCAACCUGAACAGAAAAGCCGUCUUUUUGCCAUUGUUGGUAUGGGGGGUAUAGGCAAAACAACACUCGCACAACAGAUAUAUAAUGAUCCAAAAAUAAAUGAUGCUUUUGUGUUACGUUCAUGGAUUUGGGUUUCAAAAUCUUUCACAUCAAAGAUUGAUUUGCUAAAAGAAAUCAUAAGAAAUAUUGGGGGUAAAUAUGGAGAGUGCACAACAAUCUCAGAGUUACAAAAUAUACUUUGUGAUUUCCUGUGUGAAAAGAGCUUAUUUCUAGUUUUAGAUGAUGUUUGGGAUGAGAACAUAUGGGUUGAUUUAAUUAAAAAUGCAAUAGAAAGAAGAACAACAAAAUGCAGGGUUUUGGUCACCACAAGAGAUAGAAACACUGCUGCAAAAGUGGGGGCAACACAUAUCCAUCAUGUUAACAAACUGCCUUCGGAUGUUGGUUGGGAAUUGCUAUGCAAAAAAGUUUUCACAAACAAUAAUACACAAGAUAUGCAGAGACUGAAGGAUAUCGGGAUGAAAAUUGUGGAAAAAUGUGACGGUCUUCCGGUAGCAAUAAAAGCCAUUGCAGGUGUUCUCGUAACAAAAGACCAAAAUAAUAGAGAAUGGGAGAAUGUGCUUAGCAGCGAUGCUUGGACUAUUACAGGACUUCCAGAAGAGCUCCAAGGAGCACUAUACUUGAGUUAUGAAGCCUUACCUUCAGCUAUUAAACAUUGUUUCCUCUAUUGUGCUCUUUACCCCCAUGGUAGUAAAUUUCAUUCAGAAGAUCUUGUUUGUCAAUGGAUUGCAGAAGGUUAUAUUGAAGCAAAGGGAAAUGCAUCAAUGGAGGAUGUUGCAAAAAGCUAUUACAUGGAAUUAAUCUGUAGGAGUUUCUUACAACCUGUCCCCAAGUUUGUGGAUAUGUCGAGAUGCACAAUUCAUGAUUUGUUGCGAGCACUAGCUGAGUUUUUUGCAGGUGAUGAAAGUUUUUUAGGCGAUCCACAAGAAGUACAAAGCACCGAAUUAAUGAAAAAACUACGUCGUUUGACAGUUGCAAGUAAUAGGGAAAGUGUGAGCAUUCCACAUCUCGAUUGCCUAAGAAGCUUGCGGUUAUGGACUCCUCCAAGUUUGAACACACAAGUGGUUGGCAACUUAAAGCAUUUGCGUUUAUUACUCCUCACUGGAGACAAGAUUGAGAAUAUUCCAGACAGUAUUGGGGGUUUAGUGCACUUGAGGCUUUUGGAUUUGGAGCAUACAUGCAUUCAUAACCUACCAGAUUCUCUGGGAAAUCUCAUUAAUUUGCAAUUCUUGUUGCUUAAUGGAUGCAAGUCUUUGCAUAUCCUUCCAAAAAGCAUAACUAAGCUAUACAAUUUGAGGUGGCUUCGGCUACAUAAUACACCUUUGAAUUAUGUACCAAAGGGAAUAGGCAAGUUGGAACACCUUCAUCAUGUGCAAGGAUUGAUCAUCGGAGACAGUGGUGAUGAUGGAGAAGAGGGAUGCAACUUAGAAGAGCUACAGAUGCUUGAAAAACUCAGUUGCCUUUCUAUAAGAAACUUGGAGAAAUCAAGCAUCAAAAGUGCUUCAGUGCUAUCAAACAAGACUCACCUCAGAGAAUUAUGGCUUUGUUGCACACCUAAUUACACUGACGAGCAUAUUCAACAGCAAGAGACGGACAAGAUUGUGCAAGUCUUUGAUGAACUGUGUCCGCCGCCAUGCAUUGAAAAGCUAGGGAUUCGAGACUAUUUUGGUGGUCAAUAUCCAAAGUGGAUGUCAUCCACUUCCAUUACUACUGCUCUUCAAGAGUUGAUUUAUUUGAAUUUAAUUAAUUGCACAAAUUGCCCUCAUCUUCCCCAACUUGGCCAACUUCCACAGCUCAAGUUUUUGGAGAUAGAUGGAGCAACUGCAGUAGUAUCAAUUGGCCCUGAAUUUCUCGGUAAUUAUAAUGGAGAACCUACAGAAAUUGCCUUCCCUAAGCUUGAAAUCCUCAUAUUAGACAACAUGAGUAAUUGGGAGGAAUGGUCAUUGAUUAGUGGAGAAGAAGAAGACAACGAGCAUGAAUCUAGCAAGCCAUUAAUGUUCUUCCCCCAUCUCAAAAGCAUUUCCAUUGCUAAAUGCCCUAAGCUGAAAGCUCUUCCAAGUGGCUUAAAUCGGGUUAACAUCCCAAAAUUGUUCAUUAGAGGAGCUCACAGUCUUUCAAGGGUCUCUCAUCUCCCUACCUUGAAAGAACUGGUAGUCAUUGAUUGCCCAAUGCUGGAGUGUGUGGAGAAGCUCGAGUCUUUGCAAAGCUUGAAGGUGUUUGAUAAUGAAGAGGACGACGCUGGUCUCCCUCAAUGGCUCAUUUCUUUCCUCCAUCAACGUGAAGAAAAGCCUCAUGAGGAUGAUCUAUUCAAGUUGCUUUUGGAGUGCAGUGCCCAAGCACUAAAGGGAUGUUUGAAAGGGCGUCCACACUGGUUGUUCAUUCAGCAAGUACCACGCUUCACAGGCUAUGCAAAGAAGCGAAGCAUGUAUUUGAAGUACACCAAAGAACCAUAUUACUAUGAAACCAACAUCACUGAUGAGGAUUAGGAGGAUGAAUCCUUGAUUUGAAUUAGAUUACCAUUGAAAAAUGACAUCCGAACACCCAUUACUUCUGGCAAAUCAAUAUGUGACUUGAUCAUGACUCAAGUGUAUGAUAAUAAUUUGAUGGUUUCAAGUUAUACAGAGAGGCCUGACAUUCUCUUGUGGGGGGUGGAUUCUUUCCUUCUUCAUGUUUUCUUUAAUUUUCAAUGUGAGUUGAGCUUGAAUCCACAUCUCCUUGACUGUGAAUUGUGAUAUGCAUGGUUCUGUUACUACUUUGAUGAAGCUCUAUGGAGGGGGACUGUUCUUGUUUCUUUAGUAUAAGGGUGGAUUUCAUUAUAUGAUCUGCAAUUAUGCAUACUUGCAAGGAAUUCUACGAUUUAUCAAUUCCUCAACUACAAUUCAAUCUGAUGAGGAGGAUUCGUAGGAGAAUUUUAUGCAUGAUUGGUGGCUUAAUUAUGCAGAUAAGUUGAGCUAGAAUGAAAUUUGCUUCAACUUGUUGAAUGAGAUGUGGACAUGUAUAAUGACAGAACUCCAUUGCAUUGUUUCAGGCUCACAGUGCCCAAGCACUCUAAUAGUGUUUGCAAGCUUCUAGCAAGUACUCAGUUUUGUAGCCUCUGCAGAGGACCAAAGCAUGUAAUUUAAAGUACACCAAGCAAACUUUUUUUUUUUAUCAAACCAAGCUUAACGAAAAUAUAUCAAUUGCUGCUGCAUAUGAGGAGGAGAAUGAAGGCUUGAAUUUGAAGUAGCUGCCAUGUAUGUAUGCCUUGUGUAUUCAAUCUGUUUUGAAUUAUUUAUUUACAUAUUUUAUGAUUAGGAAUUAAGCUCAUCAUUUGUGGAGUUCUAUUUUAUUUACCCUGCAUUGGUUUUCUCAGGUGGAAUGGUGGAUAAACAUAUUUUUAUGGCAAAUAUGUGAGACUUUAUUAGGACUCAACUGCAUGACAUGCAGUUUCAGAGUACAAAUUACUUGGGUUCUUCUGAGUUGAGUCAGUUAUAUGCAUGCGGAUAUUUAAAUCUAGGAUGUGCGAUAGAACUUCAGAAAAACACUAUGGAGCAUGGCUUGUGUGUAUGCUAUUCUAUUUGAUCAGCAAUCAUUAAUUGCGAUUUUUUGUUCAUAUGUUCUGAAAAUAUAUAAAUCAUCUGCUAAUCAUAAUAAAACUUCUAUUGGAUAUUGAACAGAAUACUAGUGGUGGAUAUUUAUUAUGCUUGGAAGGGCUCAAGUGAUCCCUUGACUACAAUUCAAUAUGAUGAAGUUAGUUUCGACAUGUAUAACAACUCGAGUAAUGGCUGAUAAACAUGAUUUUUAUGGCAAAUUGUGACUUGGGGACUCAACUGCAUGAUGAUUUGAGCUUACAAAUCACUUGGUUUCAACUUUCAACUUGAUGUGAUGGUUUUUAAAUUUUGUAUGAGUGGAAGUGAAAUUUUCCUUAUUUUUGGAGUUGAAUUGAUUUCCUUAAUUUGCUUAUUUUUCUCCACAGUUAAUGUCAUGAGUUUUUCUUUUGCAAAAGAGUUAAUAUUCCAAUCAAGUCUUUGAUGAAGCUUUGGGUGGGAGUGCUGUGUUUUUUCAUCGACCGCAUAGGGGGACUGAAGCUUGAAUUUCAAUUAGAGCACCAAAGGAAUGAGACGUGGACGAUCAUGACUUGUUAUUGUGGGAAGGGCUAGGACUUGGCGGAGGUGACGGUGUUGGAAAUUGGCACAGGAACAAUGAUAAUAAAAAGGUUCUUCUUGGACUUGGAGGUGGUUACUAUGGAUAUUAAUUAUUCUGAAGGACGGUGCAUGGGUCGGGCACUUACUAUCUGGGUAUUCAUUGCCGAUGGAUGACCCGAACCAAAAGAAAGAACAGAAUAAAGAGGAAGGAGUUGGCGGAACAUGGAAACAAGCAAUCAAAGUUUCUUAUGAGGCUACUCAGCAAGCUUUUCCAGGGGGAGUAAUUUUGGCACAUCUAGAUCACAAGAGUUUUAAAAGUUGGCAGAAGAAUGUCAUCACAAGUUUUCUAGCAGAGCAAAAUAUUCAAGUCGGGAAGCCUUCCGACUUCUUUUAACAUGAGCACGUUCCUUCUCUCGUCUGAAUUACUAUAGCUUCUGCUAUUAUUUUCAUUCAUGAAUUAUCAUAUAUGUUCUCAAUUGCACGAUCGGUUUAUACAGAGUAAAUGUAUCAUGGAAGAAAUUUAACAGCAUUUGGUUGAAUUUUUUGAAGAAGAAAAGGUGAAGAAAUUGAAGCUCUGUUAUAGCCAAAGGAUUGGGGAAUUGCUUUGGCAGGAAC
This is a messenger RNA of Dioscorea cayenensis subsp. rotundata (Guinea yam), 5430 nucleotides long. Its product is annotated as putative disease resistance protein RGA4. The transcript is spliced from 12 exons. Gene Ontology annotation, biological process: defense response to other organism. Bases 40 to 3177 code for a protein of 1045 amino acids. The record is from RefSeq and is a predicted model, not a curated record. Gene Ontology annotation, molecular function: ADP binding. NCBI's taxonomy places the organism in Eukaryota, Viridiplantae, Streptophyta, Magnoliopsida, Dioscoreales, Dioscoreaceae.